Rangifer tarandus platyrhynchus (Svalbard reindeer) is the source of this 471-nucleotide messenger RNA. NCBI's taxonomy places the organism in Eukaryota, Metazoa, Chordata, Mammalia, Artiodactyla, Cervidae. The record is from the annotation of a GenBank genome assembly.
AUGGACCACCCUGGAGAAAGAGAGAACUCCCAGCCCUUUCUGGUCCUUUACACUUGUGACCAUUUAGGAGCCAAGGCACACAGAAGCCUCGGGCAGGGUGGACAACACACAGAUGUGGCGAAAGGAUGCGAGGUAUCUGGCAUGGGCUCCAGCAGUAUCAACGUCAUCACAGAAGCUUACAAAAUGCAGGUUUUCUGGGCUCAUCCUUUGGGGAGGAUUAACUGGCCCAUGAAGAGACCCUUUCUUUCUUUGAGAACUACACCCCUCCAAUCCCAUCCAUCCACCCCUGAGUGUGCAUGCACGCACACACACACACACACACACAUAAUGCCUCCUUCCACAGCUGAGUUCCACUGUCUGCAUGACCACAGCCCAGCCAGGGAGAUUCUUCCUCCUGAGACUUUGGUCUGGGGACUGAUAGGCUCCUGUGACAUCUGGCUGUUGGCCUGGCCAGGGAUGGAGUGGACUUGA